AUGCUUUUCCUUCCAGCCACUGUUAGACAACAGAAUGAUGUAAUCCACAAGCAACUGUCAGCUUUUGGAGAAUAUGUGGCUGAAAUCCUGCCCAAGUAUGUUCAACAAGUUCAGGUGACCUGCUUCAAUGAGUUGGAGAUCUGUAUCCAUCCUGAUGGAAUCAUCCCAGUGUUGACUUUCCUCAGGGAUCACACCAAUGCACAGUUCAAAUCCUUGUCUGACUUGACAGCAGUAGACAUUCCAACUCGACAGAACCGUUUUGAGAUUGUCUACAACCUGUUAUCUCUGCGCUUUAACUCACGGGUUCGUGUGAAGACUUAUACAGAUGAGCUGACACCCCUAGAAUCCAGUGUCUCUGUGUAUAAGGCAUCCAAUUGGUAUGAGAGGGAGAUCUGGGACAUGUUUGGAGUCUUCUUUGCUAACCAUCCUGACCUAAGGAGGAUCCUGACAGAUUAUGGCUUCGAGGGACAUCCUUUUCGGAAAGACUUUCCUCUCUCUGGUUAUGUUGAGGUAGGAGUCUGG
Molecule: messenger RNA, 522 nt
Organism: Dipodomys ordii (Ord's kangaroo rat)
Lineage: Eukaryota; Metazoa; Chordata; Mammalia; Rodentia; Heteromyidae
Product: NADH dehydrogenase [ubiquinone] iron-sulfur protein 3, mitochondrial
Exons: 4
Molecular function (GO): NADH dehydrogenase (ubiquinone) activity
Source: RefSeq, a predicted model, not a curated record